This is a messenger RNA of Oppiella nova, 616 nucleotides long. The record is from the annotation of a GenBank genome assembly. NCBI's taxonomy places the organism in Eukaryota, Metazoa, Arthropoda, Arachnida, Sarcoptiformes, Oppiidae.
CAACGCCAGGGUUUCCGAUAUUUGGCGCGACAUAUGGUUAUGGAAGGACUCAUACCAUCGACGGACACUUUCUUUUACUUAACCGCCGAAGAAGUGGUGAGUCUUUGCGAUGGAGACAGGAAUCCGUUGAUACUGUCAAAGGCCAGGCAUCGGAAGCGGUUGUACCCAAAGAUAGAUAAAUACAAGUUUGAGGAGUUCCUGAAGGGCCCGGAGAUGAGACCCAGAAAUUUUGAUGACAGUAUUAUACCACCAAAUCUGGGCACCGGUAUGAUUCAGAUGAGGGGAACGCCUGUUAGUAAUGGAUCAGUAAAGGCUAGAGUUUGUGUCUCUGAGGAUAUCACUGAUGCCGACAAUAUACAGCCGGGAGAUAUUCUGAUCACAUACUCGACGGACAUCGGUUGGAGUCCAUACUUCCCUCUACUGUCGGGUAUUAUCACAGAAAUCGGUGGAACCAUAUCUCACGGGGCGGUCAUUGCCAGAGAAUACGGCAUUCCGAGUCUGAUAGCAGUGGAGGGCGCCUGUAGUGCCUUCACAACCGGAGAUAUUUGUGUUUUGGAUACUCAGACACAGACCAUCACUAAAGUCGAGUAAAUCCUUGUCUCCAAACUAUGAAUAA